CCAGACCGUGUGACCAAGACCAACUAACCCACGUGGGAGAAUCGCGCCUUCUGCUCUUUGUGCUUGGGGUAGGAAGGAUUUUCUUUUUUCUAAGUGGAGUUUGCUUUGGGGUAUAUUCUCGACGCUCCGGGCUUUAGGCGGUACUUUAAAGGCACCUGAAGACGAGAAGUGUUUCCACGGCCGAGGAGGUGGUCCCAAGGUUUUCUGUAUGAAGUUGAUAGGCUGGGGCUUGGGCCACUAUUCUGCUGCGUUGGGCUACAGAGGGCUUGGGCCGAGGGGCUUUGUUCUGGGCCAGAAGGAUGCCAAAGCGAGGGAAGAAGGAAUUAUCGGUGAAGGAUGGCAUCAAUGAGGAGGAGUCAGAGACUAACGAACCUGAACCUAAGAAGACUAAGAAGGGUGCAAAAGAGAAGGCCUCAACAGGAGAAGGAUCUGCCUUGUAUGAGGACCCCCCAGACAAGAAAACCUCACCAAGUGGCAAAUCUUCUACCCUCAAGAUUUGCUCUUGGAAUGUGGAUGGGCUCCGAGCCUGGAUCAAAAAAAAGGGUUUGGAUUGGGUAAAGGAAGAAGCCCCUGACAUCCUUUGCCUCCAAGAGACCAAAUGUUCAGAGAGCAAGUUGCCACCUGAGCUUCAGGAUCUGCCUGGUCUUACCUACCAGUACUGGUCCUCACCCAGUGAUAAAGAAGGAUACAGUGGCGUGGGUCUCCUUUCCCGCCAGUGCCCACUCAGUGUCACCUACGGCAUUGGUGAAGAGGAGCAUGAUCAGGAGGGUCGGGUAAUAGUGGCUGAGUUUGAGGCAUUUGUGCUGGUGACAGCCUAUGUGCCCAAUGCAGGACGGGGGCUGGUUCGUCUGGAAUACCGACAACGAUGGGAUGAAGCAUUUCGCAAGUUUUUGAAGGGGCUAAGUGCCAAAAAGCCACUUGUGCUCUGUGGAGACCUCAAUGUGGCCCAUGAAGAGAUUGACUUGCGCAAUCCCAAAGGGAACAAGAAAAAUGCUGGUUUUACUCCACAGGAAAGACAAGGUUUUGGGGAACUACUCCAGGCAGUGCCACUAACUGAUAGUUUCCGUCAUCUCUAUCCAGAGGCAGCUUAUGCUUAUACUUUUUGGACCUACAUGAUGAAUGCCCGAGCCAAGAAUGUUGGCUGGCGGCUUGACUACUUCUUAUUGUCCCAGGCCCUACUCCCUGCCCUGUGUGAUAGCAAGAUUCGGUCCAAAGCCCUAGGUAGUGACCAUUGUCCCAUCACCCUCUUGCUGGCAUUGUAAUUUGAUUUAAACUAGGUUCUUCAGCUCCCAGAAAUCCAAGACUGUUUCUUAAUUUUGAGAAUGCUAUCAUUGACUUUUUGAAACAUCCAAGAAUAAAGAACUGUAGAGGUCCA
Molecule: messenger RNA, 1375 nt
Organism: Monodelphis domestica (gray short-tailed opossum)
Lineage: Eukaryota; Metazoa; Chordata; Mammalia; Didelphimorphia; Didelphidae
Gene: APEX1
Product: apurinic/apyrimidinic endodeoxyribonuclease 1
Biological process (GO): base-excision repair
Cellular component (GO): nucleus
Molecular function (GO): DNA binding; phosphoric diester hydrolase activity; double-stranded DNA 3'-5' DNA exonuclease activity
Source: RefSeq, a predicted model, not a curated record